Heterotrigona itama is the source of this 876-nucleotide messenger RNA. The record is from the annotation of a GenBank genome assembly. Lineage: Eukaryota; Metazoa; Arthropoda; Insecta; Hymenoptera; Apidae.
AUGGAUACCGAAACGCUAGAAAUGGUAAAACUAGUCGAUAUUACUGUCUUUGUCGUGCAUAGUGUGUUUCUUGUCUGUUGCACGACAUUGUCUUUAUAAGUCAUAAGUCGCACACUAUUGUCUUUAUUUGCUGAUGUGGAGAUUUACUCCUUUUUUAAUUAAUAAAUAUUACGAGGUUCAACACAACAACUAUUAUUCUUUUUAAUUUAUGUACAAUGAUAUAAUCUCCCGAGUGCUUGCUUUGACGAUCUUUUUACAACUGGAACUGUAAUAUAUUUAUUAUUAUUUUUUCUUCUAUCUUCUUUUGCUGUCGCGGCUGUUCCGCUCAUUUGAAAAGUACGCGCGCCGCUACAUCGACAAAGUCGGUACUACCAUCUAUCAGGCACAAUUAGAAGUAAAGUCUAUUACCGACAGUGAUUGUAAGAACGAUGAUCGAUAAUAAAUAAAGUCACUGUACUACGUAAAGGAAAAUUUUAUAAUUUAUUUUAACGUUUACAUGAUACAGAAUUUAAUGGAUGAAUUAAAACUGACGACUAUUUAUUAAUUUCUUAUUUACUAUUAUAUAUAUUCUCGGCAAUUUGUUUGUAACAUGGUAACCAAUAAUUUAUUGUAUUUCCAUGGUAACUUUUUAUAAGACUAAAUAGAUGUCGCUACAUGAUCUGUAUAUGCUGCCAUCUACUGAAUUUUUCCUUUUUAUCAUUUUAGUUUCUGCAGAAUUUAAAAGGUGUACAGGUGGCAGCAUCAUCGACAGACAAGGAAAGCACUAAUAUGCAACAAAGACAGAGAUAUCGAUUAAUUUCAGCGCCACAUGACGCGAACCACUAUUCCAGAGUUCAUAAAUUGAUCAAAUUUUCAUUUACAAAACAAACUAAUUAA